AUGGAGGAACGCACGCCGUGGUGGGAGGCCGGGCAGCUGUCCGAUGAGGAUGAAGCCGUCCCCGCUUCUUCUUCAUCCACUGCUUCUGGGUCGCUUUCGCAUGCCCCGCCCUCGGUGUGUGCGGCUUUGCCUGAAAACCGUGUUGCUCCCCUGCAUGCGUCCAACUCGUGGCAGGGUACGUGUUGUACAGGAGGCGACGGACCAGAGGGGACUCGGGCGGCGCACCGGUCAGCGGCCGCAGGCGCUCAGGGCAGUUGUGGGGAGCUUUCGCGUGAGAGUUGGCACGACGCGGUAGGGGCACAUGGUACUCGAGGUUCUGAAGCCUUCUUUCCGGCGGGGGGGGGCGCCGCCACACACAUUUUUUCUGGAUCCAGUCGUGUGUCGGCAGCCUCCCUAGCCGGCGGCGGACGCAGCUCGGAGUGUCUCCCGUGGCCCAGGUCGGGUGCGGGGGGUCACCGUUCGACAGAGACGCCUCCACUGGGUCAAGACGAGUGGUUCGCGGUGCAGAACCAUUGCGCGACCGAAAACCCAGGCUUUGGGCCAUCCGUAGACGCUGGAGCUGCCCUCGAAAACGCGCCGGAAGCGCUCCGCUCUCGUGGCCCCACGUGGCGCCACCAGGCUUCCACAGGCAACCCGCCGGCGUUCGCGCAGAUCCGCGUGGUGAAGACGUGGGAGAGGGGAGAUCCGGCUACGCAACGAGGAGCGCGAGGCCAGCUGAACGCUGCGAGGUGCUCGGGCCCUGAGGUGGAGAAGUUUCUUGAUGGCGGGAAGGCAUUCGAGGGAGCCGGGCACUUUGUUUCUUCGUUCUCUGGCGCUUGCGAGAACGUCAAAAGGCGAUUCAGCGAGCGAGCUGCAAACACACGUGGUGGAGCAAUGCGAGCGAGCGAAGACGAGGGGGACGCUGCAAGGAGAGAACUGAUGGAACGCAUGCUCGCGGUCCAAGAGGAUGAUCCUGGAAUGGCUGCCGGCGAAGAAAGGAGGAUGUUCCUACACCGUCUUCUGAUCCAGCCGCAAGUGGAGUUCUUCAAAAUUCAAGCGGGUACCGCUCCACUUCCUGCCUGGAAGUGGCAGCUCGCACGAGACGCGGGAGAGGCUGAAGAACGUCAAGAAGAAGGAGUGCACUCUGAAGAUGUAGAGACAGAGAGGACAGAGUUCUCGACUGAGAAGAGAGCGACCGAGGAAGGACGAGAAGCAGAAGCGAGCGGGGGAGACAACGUGGAGGGCGAACUGACUGAGGAGGACGAGCACUGCAUGCCAGGCCCGCGCGGCACCGACCAACGGCGUGACCGGGAGAGACAAGAGCCCACGCAACAAGCCAGGAAGGGCGACCUGCAGGCUUCUCAGGGCUUCUUCCCUCUCUGCGAAUGUGCCGGAAGUGCCAAGGCCGCUGCGGCCUGUGAGCAUGAGGACAAGGAGGAGCAGAGAGCGCCGCGCGCUUUGGAGAGCAAGGAUACUGGCAGCUCGAAGCAGACGAGCGCGCGGGGGGCCUGUGGGGCUUCGUAUGGUAUGUUCAAGGCCGCGCACAAAAAGGGCACAAAGGAGCCCGAGCAGGCAGCCAAACACAUCACGCUCCACGCUGCCGCCUCCACGGAUCCCCGCCGUUUCUUGUCUGGUGCAUACUGUGACGCGGACGCCGUCCGAACGCUCUGGACCAAGAAAACGCGGCUGGAUUCGAUCUUCGAUGACCAAAUGGAUUGGCUUUACAGAGCCGCGCGAGACUUUGUCUUUCCUCGGGACGGAACGAGUAAGAAGCACCUGAACCGCGCGGGGGAUAAGAUUGAAGAAAUCUGCGACGCUCUCGCCCACCACUGCGGCCUGUAUCCAGGCGGGGGUGCCCCUUCCGACCUCGGGCCUCCGCCAGACGCCACCGCGCCUUCGGGGGCUUCUUUUCUGGGGCCGCCAGCCGGCACGGGGGAGGCGGUGACAGCUCCUGGCUGUGGUGCCGGGCACGGGGUGAUGAGGGAAGGUGGGCGUUCCGCAAUCAACCCAGGGUCCGUGCUGCUCCCCGAUUUUCGACACAGACGCCAUGUAGAGAUAUUGCUUGGGUUUCCUGUGUCCUGCGCCAGCAACGCAUCUGGCGACAAAGAAGGCGCCGACAGCGGCCGCACGGUCGGAGCGGGCGCGGGGGGCGGUGAGGAGGCGUCUCGAGAGUCCAGGCCCGUGCGUGGAGGCGUGAAGCGCGAGUCCCUGCAGGAGGCUGGGCUAGAAGAGCAGCGACGCCACGCGACCGGAGAAGGGGCGAAUCGGCAGGGAGAAGGAGGGAGGAAGCGGUUUGACUUGGCAGAGUCGAGAAGGACCGGUCACGUGUCUCAGGCUUCAGGAGUGCAGGCCGCUGAGCACGAAUCAGACAGCUCGGCGGAUGCGGCGGACAGCCAUAGGGGCGCCGGAACAGGGGCCAGCCGGGGUCGUCCGGCUGAAGGCGCGACCCACGGCGAAAAACGGCGGGCCGUGCAGACGCUCCGUCCAGACGCUCGAGCAACGUGCCAGCGUCAGAAGAGCCUCACGCCUGUCGAGCCCGAAGAUCGUUUCCGCGUCUUCGUUGACGUUUGCGGAGGCCCUGGAGCGUGGAGCCUCUUCCUCCUCGGACCGCAGCAGGAACCGGCCGACCCCCCGGGCGAGACAGCACGGGCUGGGGGGCCGGGCGCACCACGGCGGACUUCCGCCUCGUUGAGCUCAGCCAGAAGAGGUUUGAGCGGGCGAGACUGCAGUCAGGAAGGCGCCGAAAGAGCUGCUAUCGACCCAUCGCCGGCGAACACGAACCUCACAACGCAGGUCGCGGGGUACGACAGCGGGCCUGCAGAGGCGCAGGAAGCCGCGGAUCCCCCGACCAGCGAAGGUGCGAUAGAGGCGAGGAGUGACCAGGAAGUCCCGCGCGGCCCUGCGCGCUUGCCCCCUCCGCCUGUGGUGUGCGGAUUUGGCAUGACACUCUGGACUGACGCCGCUGAAGCCGAGUGCGGACAAGCCAAGACGCAGUGGUACGGCCGGCUCGCCAGUCAUCCGCGGUGGAAAGCUCUGUGGGGCGCUGACGGCACGGGAAACAUCUAUCGAGCGAAUAACCUGGCUCAUGGAAAGGAAGCAAUCGCGCAGUGGGUUGCUGGAGCCCUGAAGCAGCUUGAGGAGGAGCGAGCGAACUGCGAUGCCGCGCCGUCGGCGACGGGCGUUGCAUCGGGCUCAGCAGCAGACAGCAGAGAGUCGAGCCGAGAGGUUUGUGAAUUCCUCAAAGGCGGGGAGAACGAACGUCAAGACAGCUGCGGCGCAGUCUGCGCAGGCCAGAGCGGUAUCUCGCCGUCGAGUUGUGCUGGCCCGCCAGAGACAGAGGCGCGACAAGGGAGCCUGGGGGAGAGCCUCGCUGCUGCCCUGUCUGAGGCCGCACCAGACGUAGGAGGCAUAUGCGUAGAGCACGGCACGAAGGUUUUUAGAGAGGGAAAGCUGUCGACUUGCGCAGUCCGCGAGGGUCGGGCGAGUCUCGUCGACGAAUCCGACGUGGCAGAUUUUUCAGAGGGGCGCUCAAGCAUUCGUCCCUCCGGUCGCAACGCUCCCUGCUUGCCGACUCUGGCCCGAAGGGCCUCCGACGGCGGAGGCGCGGCCCUGGGCCCCGAGAAGGCCCAGGAGGGAAAGCAGCGGAACGGCGAGCAUCCGGAGGCGAGAGGAGCCAGGAAAAUCGGUGGAGAAGGAGAUGCUUCCCAAUUGGAAGAGCAGGCGCAAACAGCGUGCAACGAGAUGAAGGAUGGAGGCGCCGACGCCGGAGACCACAGCGGCGUCCCGUGCGUUUUCCUGGUUGUGGCAGACGGAGGAUUUCACUUAGCUGUCGACGAAAAAACGGGGCGCCACAUUGAGAACUUUCAGGAGCUUCUGUGUGCUCGCUUGCUCCUGUCGGAGUUGCUCUUCGCGCUGUUGUUGCUUCAGGAGGGCGGCACGUUCCUCUGCAAAAUUUUUGACACAUUCACGCACUUCACUGCCAGUUUGGUGUAUAUUGUGGCCCGCUUGUUCAAGAACUGCGUAAUCAUCAAGCCGACAGGCAGCCGCGCCGCCAACAGUGAAAGGUACCUGGUUGGCCUGCGGCUAAAGUCGCGGACAUCAGACGAGUUCAAGAAGCUCUUCGAGGCUGUUCGCAGCGUGCACAACAUGUGGGAGCGAGAAGGCAACGCCGGCGACAAGCUGGCUGAGGAAGAAGCGCCAGAGUCGCUUCUCCCCCUCGGCGUUCUCGCGGCAGAUGUGGUCUUCCGCGAGAGCCUGGGGAGAGCGUGCCGCUUCCUGUGCAAGAAGCAGAGUUUGGCGCUGGAUCUCAUUUAUCGGACGUACAUGGAUUUGAAGGCGUCGCCUUCGCAGUUUUCGUCGGCCCUCAAGCUCAGCUCGCAGGCCAUUUUCCGCACCUCCCAUCUUUCCGUCGCCCCCUUGCGGGCGCCGCAGUCUCCACGCGUAGGGGCCGGCGGCUCCCACCAGAAGCACGGCGGGUUUCUGCGUCGAUCGAGUAGCGGCAACUCGGUCUAUUCUGCGUCAUCGCGGUCCUCCCAUCGACGGGCGAGCGACGCGUCCUUCCACGAGGCGGCCCACGGCGGCAGCGCAGCGACUGACUUCCCGCCCGUCGCCGCGGUUCUGUCUUCCGCGUCCUUCGUUUACGACGCGACUGGCACUCCGCAGUACGCAACGCUGCAGCGAGGUGGAGGCGGGGCGAACGGCAUGUCUGAUGGCGGGCCUGGAGACUCACGCGGUCCGCGCCCUGACGCGCCUCGGUACCCUCGGGAGGUGAGUGACCGGCUUUCGGGCGCCGGACUCGUGCCCCGUGUGCCGAUGCUGGACCUCGUUGGGAGCUGGGAAGGUCGCCAGAACAGCUCGGAAGCGACACAUUUGCUUUCCAGCGAAGGCAGGCGGAGGCGCAGCCACGGGGCCGCUGCCUCAGGUGCUCAGCCUUUGAGUGCGAGGGGCUGUCGAGGAGAGGCGAGUCAUGCAGCCGCGCGACCGUCUGGGAAAGGCGACGCGAAGGAGGCUUGCUCACCUACGGAGGCGUCCGCUCGUGCUCAAGGGGGAAAGGGUGGAGAGCCGCGCAGCAGCGGCGAGCAGGAAGGAAGCGAGACGAUUGGACAGCCGCCACCGGUGAGGAAGGGGCAGGGCGACGAGGCACGAGGAGGCAGCGGAGGAGUUGAAAAGGUACCAGUCAAAACUCAGGAACAGCUGUACGAAGAACGCAUGCGGCAGCUGCAAAUGCAACACGAGCAGCGACUUGUGUAUAAAGCGUCCCGUGCGGGAACAGGACGCCGCGGACGAGGCAAAGCCAAAGAGCCGCAGAGAAAAACGGGGGGCGUGCCCAUUUUCCACGCGGAGCAGGUUCCAUCCAUUCUCUCCCGACGAAACGAUCCAGGGGAUGAAGAGUCGAGUGGCGUGGGGGCGCGAGGCCCGCGGAGGGAUGGGGACUGGCGAGCACAGGAAGAAGAGCGAGGGUGUUGCGCCGGCCCUCGUCCGCUGUCUGUGCCUUCGCUUCCUGGUGAUCGCCCCAGCUGCGCGCUCCAGGAUGGAGGCCUAGGCGGGCAGCUCUCAAGCAAAAAAAGCCACCAAGGCCGCGUGGAAGCCGAGGGUGGGGGGGCCCUACACAGGCCACGGAACGAAGAGACACCGUUUCCGUCGACGCGUGUAUUCUCAUCGUCGUCAUCGCCAUCUCGGGCGUUGAGCCCACCUGUCCCACAGAAGUUGUUGGCGCGACUUCAGGGCCUCGCACACGUGUCGCCUUCCUUGGCGACUCUCCUUUCGGCGUGUGUCGCAGGGGUCGCUUCUCCUUCGUGGCCUCCGCAGAUGCCGCCGGCCUGUUCGCAGGGCUCCUCUCAGAACCUCUCUGCAGCUCUGCUCGCCGCGCUGGCUGCUCCGGCGGCCGACUCUACACCCGUGUGUCUUGCGGCUUUGAAUUGUCAGUCGGCGAAUCCUCUCGGUUGCAUGCCUAGUCCGGAAGGAUACCUGGGGGCAGAGCCUCGUGGCGACCGUGAAAACUGUGGAAGUCCUGCGCGUGGACUCUCGUCUUUUCUCGCUUCCCGCCCCCCUCCGGAAAUGAAAAGUGUGCCUGGCGGAGGCUUCGAGGGCUGCGCGGAACCGGCGGGUACAGCAAGUGCCGCGGCCGCUCUGGCAAGGCAGCUCCUACUCCUCACACAGCAGAGGCAACAAGUGGUAAUGACGGAGGCAGAAUCCGAUCACACAGGCGUGGUUCCCCCAGGACUAGGCCCGCCGCCGCUGAGCCGUGCUCUCGGAUGCCCGAUUCGCAUGGUGGGGGGCCUCCGAGGAGGAGCGAUGGGGGGCGACGAUGGAGACGACGGAGCCCGACGACCCGCUCCGAGCGGCGGGGGACCAGAGACAGGCGCGACAGAGGAGGAGGCGCGAGAAAGCCCCCCUCCGCAGCGGACUCCUUCGAGAGAGGGAGUCGGGGCUGGAGCAGACUCUUCCCAGCACCUCCACCGACUUUUGCAACACUCGCGACGAUCCGCGGAUCGACUAGGCGGGCUGACCGUCUCUUCGCCUUCGGAUGCCGCAAGCCGUGUGAACCGAUCGCUUACGCAGGGGGCUCCCGAUGUGCCGGAGACUGUGGCCGCCGUCUCCCUGGACUCGUCGACUCAGCCGCGCGCGCCUUUGUCGUCUCUCACGGCAUCUGGGGGCCGCGGUGGUCACGCCGAUGCCGUCCCGGAGACUUCAUACUCGAGUUCAAUACAGCAGCUGGUCCCCCCCCACUGUGCACAAGGCGCUCUCAGCGAGGAUACCAAGGACCGAGUGGAUUUUCACGGGGGCAGCUCCGCCGCUCACCAUGUCACGCUGGGCAGCUGCUCUGGCUUUGUGAUGAACGGGGCAUCCGCGGCGUCUCCCGCGUCGAAGGCCGCGCACACUGCGUCUCGUCUUCUCGCGCAGGCUGGGUCUGGCGAUCUAGGCUGGCUUUCGCUGCGGGCAGAUAAAACGCGGCUGCUAGAGUCUUUCCUCCAGGUGCAGGAACGCCUCCAACUGGGGACAGGGGGCUCUCAGCUUUCUCGUUCCACUGCUGCCUUGCCAGGCACGGGUGGGUCGUCUGUCUCUGCGUCUCGCAAAGGUGGCACAGGGUUUGCGGAAGCAGGGGCUGCGCGUGGAGAAGGGGAAGGGAAGCAGCAGCGUCAGCAAGACGCUGUGGGGGAACGCGUGUCUGGGCGUGAAGGAGAGGCGUGUGAAGAGAAGACGAGUUUCGGAGGCGCGCGAACGGCCUGGCGAGGCGGCGCGGCAGGAAGGCGACACAGGCCAGGAGAGAGGCAAGAGGUGCGUGGAGAGAGUUUUCCAUCUCACGCAAGCAACGGGGGACAGGCGACGGAAGCAGAGGUCUCUCAGGGCCACGCGGGAGGCAGACCAAAGAGUGGGAGACAAGGCAAGCGACGGCAGAACGGGCGAGGGCGCGGAGGCCGCGGGAAGCGAGGAGGUCUUUGGCACCUGAUGGAUGACGACAUCAUGGAUAUCAACACAUGGAGCUUGUGA
Messenger RNA from Besnoitia besnoiti, 7470 nucleotides. RefSeq lists its product as uncharacterized. Gene Ontology annotation, molecular function: methyltransferase cap1 activity. The transcript has 8 exons. The coding region runs from base 1 to 7470 and encodes 2489 amino acids. Lineage: Eukaryota; Apicomplexa; Conoidasida; Eucoccidiorida; Sarcocystidae. The record is from RefSeq and is a predicted model, not a curated record. Gene Ontology annotation, biological process: 7-methylguanosine mRNA capping. Gene Ontology annotation, cellular component: cytoplasm; nucleus.